AUGCCGAUUGACCUUGGGCUUUCACGAGUAACGAGACUAUUGUCACACUUCAACAACCCUCACUUAAAGUACAAAUCGAUUCAUGUUGCUGGUACAAAUGGAAAAGGAUCUACUUUAGCUUAUAUCUCAUCUAUAUUGACACAGCAUCGACUAUGUAAUGGGAAGUUUACCUCUCCACACAUGGUGGAAUUGAACGACUGUAUAACAAUUAAUAACAAGACUUACCUGAAAUCUAAAUUCGACGUGAUUAACCAAAGUGUUUUGCAAGUGGAUAAGGAGCUACAGCUAAGAUGUACCGAGUUUGAAAUAUUGACAGUGACGGCAUUCAAAAUAUUUGAAUUAGAGAAAGUUGAGUUGGCGUUGAUCGAAGUGGGUGUGGGAGGACGGUUAGAUGCGACGAAUGUACUUGAGGCAUUCAAUGGUGAAGGCGGAGUUGUUGCUACUGGAAUCACCAAAAUUGGAAUGGAUCACGAGGGUUUAUUGGGGAAUACGAUAGAACAAAUUGCACAAGAGAAGGCGGGGAUCUUAAAAACCGGGAUUCCUUGCUUUGCUGACGGACGGAAUAGUGAAGAAGUUUUAGGCGUGAUAAAUGACAAAGCAAAAGCACUUCAUUGUGAAGUUGAGGUUGUUGAACCAACUUUGGAAGAUAAAGAAGUAAUACAAUUCAGCCCCUUGAAGGGUGAGUAUCAGUUGGGUAAUCUCGCACUUGCAUUGAGAAUACUUGAGUCGCUUCGUAAGUAUUUCACAUUUUCAAGAGAUCAAAUUAUUGCUGGAAUCAAAAGCUCCUAUUGGCCAGGGAGGCUAGAGUCUUUGCAAAUUUCUGGGUUGAGAGAGGUUUUGAUUGACGGUGCACAUAAUGAAGAUGCAGCGGUAGAACUAGGCAAGUACAUAAAAGCCACGUUCCCUAACAAGAAGAUCACUUUUGUAGUGGGGAUAACUAGGGGAAAGAAUUUGGCUAACUUGUUAAAGCACAUUGUACGAAGGGGUGAUACUGUGAUACCGACGUUGUUCCACCAACCGGAUCAGAUGCCAUGGAUAAAAUGUGAACUGGUUGAGAAAAUUACUGAUGUUGCGAAAACAUUUUGUCAAGUCAAAACUGUAUCAAAGGGCGCAUACCUCAGCGAUGUAUUUCGACAUUUGAAGGAAGGUGGAAAUGAAACGUCACCGAUUGUAGUAUAUGGAAGCUUGUAUUUGUACGCUGACGCUGUCAAAUAG
Lodderomyces parapsilosis is the source of this 1215-nucleotide messenger RNA. RefSeq names its product dihydrofolate synthase. NCBI's taxonomy places the organism in Eukaryota, Fungi, Ascomycota, Pichiomycetes, Serinales, Debaryomycetaceae. Gene Ontology annotation, molecular function: tetrahydrofolylpolyglutamate synthase activity; ATP binding; dihydrofolate synthase activity. Gene Ontology annotation, cellular component: cytoplasm; cytosol; mitochondrion. Gene Ontology annotation, biological process: folic acid-containing compound biosynthetic process. The record is from RefSeq and is a predicted model, not a curated record. Bases 1 to 1215 code for a protein of 404 amino acids. The transcript has a single exon.